Molecule: messenger RNA, 3337 nt
Organism: Petromyzon marinus (sea lamprey)
Lineage: Eukaryota; Metazoa; Chordata; Hyperoartia; Petromyzontiformes; Petromyzontidae
Product: cis-aconitate decarboxylase-like
Biological process (GO): defense response
Cellular component (GO): mitochondrion
Molecular function (GO): aconitate decarboxylase activity
Source: RefSeq, a predicted model, not a curated record
AUUUCCCCGCAAAUUGCAGUCACGUGAGAGACGCGGGUACAUAAGGGGCGAACUCCUAGACGGAGAGGACAUCGUCGACUUGUGGACCUCACGAGACUCCGACUCGACGCCCUCCUCCGCCUCUCCUCUUCGCGACUCAAGUCACCACUCGGCUCACCAUGACCUCCUCGGCGCUGCUGCUGCUUUCCGCUAAACAGACGCGACCCAUGUCGAGGGUCCCCAUCCUCUUUCUGCGGGGUCCGGGCUGCAGGGGUCUCCACAGCGCGACCGGGGGCAGUGGAGCCCCGCUCAGAGAGAAACCUCAGCUCCAGCAGCAGCCGGAGGAACAUUUUCAGCAGCAGCAGCAGCAACGGCGUCCACGGGAGAAGCCCAAGGGCAGCUUCUCGCAGUCGCUGGCGCAGCUCACGGCCGGGCUGGGCCCUGAGCACGCGAGCCCCGUGGCUCGGAGCCGCGCCUCCCGCAUGAUGCUCGACGCUGUCGGCGUGGGGCUCCUGGGCGCCCGCACCGAGGUGGCGCAAAUCGCGCGGAGCCACGGGGAGCGCCUCUCGGCAGGGGGCCCCUGCACGGCGUGGGGGUCCAGCGGGGUCCAACUCUCAGCCUCGGCAGCGGCUUUCGUCAACGGGGUCUCGAUCCACGCGAUGGACUUUGACGACACGUGGCACCCCGCCACGCACCCGUCGGGCUCCCUGCUCCCCGCACUCCUCGCCGCGGCCGAGGCGGCGCCCGCGGGGCAGAAGCCCUCGGGGCUGCAGCUGAUGCUCGCGUUCCUCGUGGGCGUCGAGGUGCAGGGACGCCUGCUGCGCUGCUCGCGCGAGGCCAACGACAUCCCCAAGAGGUUCCACCCCCCCACCGUGGUGGGCACGAUCGGCGCGGCCGCGGGCUGCGCGCGGCUGCUGGGGCUGGACGAGGCGCGGUGCCUCCACGCCCUCGCCAUCGCGGCGUCGUUCGCGGGCGCCCCGCUGGCGAACGCGGCCACCCAGGCCAAGCCGCUGCACGCGGGCCACGCGGCGCGCAUGGGGCUCGAGGCGGCGGCGCUCGCGGCCUCGGGGCUCCACGCCAACGAGGCGAUGUUCGACCUCGCCGAGAGGGGCUUCGGGGCCUUCUACCCCGACUACGAGACCCCGCGCACCCCGCUGGACCCAUGCGGGGGGGCCCCCCUCCUGCUGGAGCAGCAGGACGUCGCCUUCAAGCGCUUCCCCGCGCACCUGGGCACGCACUGGGUGGCGGACGCGGCGUGCGCGCUGCGGGAGCGAAUCGCCUCGGUGUGCGGGGGCCACGUGGACACGGCGCUCAUCGAGAGCCUCGUGCUGCACGUGCCGCGCAGCGCCUACGUGGAUCGCGCCUUCCCCGCGGACGAACACGAGGCGCGUCACUCCUUCCAGUUUGUGGGCUGCUCGGCGCUCCUGGACGGCGCCGUGACGCGCGCCUCCUUCGAGGCCCCCGCGCGCUGCCGCCCCGCGCUGCGCUCCCUGCUCGAGCGGACGCGCCUCGAGCACCCGCGGGACAACGUGCCGAGCUUCGCCCUCAUGUACGCCGAGGCGAGCGCCUCGGUGCGCGGCCUCGAGGUGUCCGCGCGCUGCGACUCCUUCCUGGGCCACUGGCGGCAGCCGCUGGGCCGCGAGGCGCUGCUCGGGAAGUUCGCGAGGAACGCGGCCGAGGGCGGCGUCGGCGAAGCGAGGGCGGCGGCCGCGGCCGCGCUCCUGGAGGGGGUCGAGGAGCUGAGCGACGCCUCCGAGAUCUGCCGCCUCCUGCACUGAGAGGAGCGGGGGGGAGGGAGGGGGGUGGGGAGAGAGGUGGGGAGCUGCUUGACGCCUCCUGCAUUGAGAGUGGUGUGGGAUUGAGGAGAUAGGGGGAUAAGGGGAGAGAAGAAAGUGCGUGAGGUGAGAAGUUUAGAGUUACAAAAUCCAUCAAGUUACAAAAUCCAUCUCCAUGCAUUCAUCUUCUCUGACCGUGCCGGCUCCCAGACCAAGGGGAAUGGGCAGUGGAGUAAAAGAUACAAAAAGAUCCCCCCUGUAGACUUAACAGGCUGUAGGGGCAAGUGCUGUUAGCGAGCACCUAUGAAGGCCGGAACGGCACGCGAGGGGGUUGGUGGCCAGCACCAUGCCCGACCGCCUUUGUCUCCCCGGUGUCGGUGUUUUUACACAUCGCACCAGGUACUCAAUUGAGGCUGAGUAGACCUAGGGGAGGCCCAGGACCGGUUCAGACAAUCGUCACUGUGUGUUGGCCGUGAGUGGGAAUCGAACUCGGGUUGCCGGGUUCGUAACGCAGCGUAGCGCUGACCGCUACACUACCGCUCCCCUUACCGUGCCGCCUCCCAGACUAAGAGGAAUGGAGAGUGGAGUAAACACACACAACACACACGCACGUGCAAUUGAUGCACGGGACCGCCCGAGAGCGUCAACGCCACCAAAUUCCUCCUCUGCUACCCCCACUCCCACCGACCGUGGACCAAUGCCCCGGCGACCCAAUGCCCCCUGUGUGACUCAAGUAUUCAACACAGCCGCAGUGCGCGUGUGGUCUGGUCGGGCUGGGUUGGGAGCGGAGGGGCUCCUGGGGAAUUUCCCAUCUGGCGACAGCUGCUGAAGUCACGGCAACUCAGCUGCUCGCGUGAAUUGGACUGCAAUUUAUAGAUGUGUCCAUUGCAAGAGAGAGAGAGAGCGGACACAAUCUUCCAGUUUCACUAUAAAUCACAUCGAGCUCCAUCGGCCUCUCGGCCUGUCGGACCAACGUCUUACCCGGCAAGUAUUUGUUUUCGUGGCGAAAACCUUGGCCCGGCUUCGGCUACUCUGAGCCUCGUCAGCAGGUUGUGUGGCCCGGUAAAUAAAUGCCCGACAAUCCGCCGCGACGUAUCAAGGUGCACGAUAUCACGAUAUCCCGCCUACGGCCAACUCAGCCGGGAGCUGAGCAGGCUUGAGCCUGGAUAGUGCUGGGACGGGCGACCACCGUGGAUAGCAGGGUGGUAUCGGCUGCUGCGAGGGUUGUGGACAGUGGAAGGCAGGGGAAGCUACAUCACCUCGAUGUCUAUGCUCUCACGUCCGGCUGACCCGCCUCCCCCAACCUGUCGUGACCAAAAUGGUGAAAUAUGGUGAAAUAACCUCCCCCCCCCCUGCCUCCAUGGACGAACAGCAGUGGAUUGACGAAGCUAUGUAAAUAAUUAAUGUAUUGUUAAUAAAAUGAACAUUAAAUACUGUCAUUAAAAUUCGCGUGCACACAUAGGCAAUGUUGUAUACAUGAUUGUCACCUGUGUUAGUUUCUUGUCACGUGUCAAUGUAUAUACCUGUGAAUAUGUUUUAAAUCAAGUCUCGUGUUUGCUUUGAAAUAAAAUAUUUAAAAAAAU